Messenger RNA from Rangifer tarandus platyrhynchus (Svalbard reindeer), 1374 nucleotides. Lineage: Eukaryota; Metazoa; Chordata; Mammalia; Artiodactyla; Cervidae. The record is from the annotation of a GenBank genome assembly.
AUGGAAAGGAACCUGAAGAACGUCCUCGUGCUCUCCUUGGGGUUUCUGCUGCUCUUCACUGCCUACGGAGGGCUGCAAAGUCUGCAGAGCAGCCUGUACAGUGAGGAGGGCCUGGGUGUGGCGGCGCUCAGCACGCUCUACGGCGGCAUGCUGCUGUCCUCCAUGUUCCUGCCGCCCGUCCUCAUCGGGAAGCUCGGCUGCAAGUGGACCCUCGUGCUCGCCAUGUGCUGCUACGUGGCCUUCUCCCUCGGCAACUUCUACGCCAGCUGGUACACUUUGAUCCCCACCUCCAUCCUGGUGGGACUCGGGGCCGCCACGCUGUGGUCUGCACAGGGCACCUACCUCACCAUCGUGGGGAACAUGCAGGCGCAGAAGACAGGACAAGUCGGCAAAGACGUGGUCAACCAGUACUUCGGCAUCUUCUUUCUCAUAUUCCAGUCGUCCGGUGUGUGGGGCAACCUGAUCUCAUCUCUCGUGUUCGGCCAGACGCCCACUCAAGGGACCAUCCCGGAGGAGCAGCUGCAGACCUGCGGGGCCAGCGACUGCCUGAUGGCCGUGGCGUCCACCAACAGCACGAGGCGGCCCUCCCAGGACCUCAUCUACACGCUCAUGGGCAUCUACACAGGGUGCGGCUUCCUGGCGGUCCUGCUCACAGCUGUGUUUCUGGAACCCGUAAAAGAUGCUGGGCCGGAAGGUGACAGCGAGAAGCGGGCGACUCCUUUCUGGUCCACUUUGCUGUCGACGUUUAAGCUGCUCAGAGACAAGCGCCUGCGUCUCCUGAUCCUGCUGCCGAUGCUCAGCGGGUUCGAGCAAGCCUUCCUGUCGGGCGACUACACACGGUCCUACGCCACCUGCGCCCUGGGGAUCCAGUUCGUGGGCUACGUGAUGAUCUGCUUCGGGGCCGUCGACGCCCUGUGCUCCGUGCUCUUCGGGAGGCUGGCCCGGCACACCGGCAGGAUCGCGCUCUUCAUGCUGGGGGCCGUGACCCAGCUGGCCUGCAUCAUCGCCCUCCUGCUGUGGAAGCCACACCCCAGCCAGCUGCCCGUGUUCUUCGUGUUCCCCGGCCUCUGGGGCAUGGCUGACGCGGUCUGGCAGACACAGAACAACGCUCUCUUCGGGGUCCUGUUUGAGAAGAACAAGGAGGCCGCCUUCGCCAACUACCGCCUCUGGGAAGCCCUGGGCUUCGUCAUUGCCUUCGGAUACAGCACGUUUCUGUGCGUCAGCGUCAAGCUGUGCGUCCUCCUGGGCGUGCUGGGCGCCGCCAUGGCUGCCUACGGGGCCGUCGAGUACCUGGAGCCCAGGAAGGCGGUCGGGCCGCUGGCCGCGGCCCGGACAGCGCCCGCCGAGGCGGCGGUGACACAGACGAAGCUGUGA